AUGGCGAACAUGUUGUUGUUGCUAUGUAAUAAAUACGGAAUCAAAAUAACUCAGAAGUAUUUAGAACGUGGUCACACUCAAAUGGAAUGCGAUUCUAUACACGCUGUGAUCGAGAAAACCGUUGGCAAGAAGCCCAUUUAUGUGCCACAAAACUAUGUUGACAAGAUAUGCGAGGCUAGGGUGAAACCGUUUGCUUAUAGAGUAGAAGUUGUAAAUUAUGCCUUCUUCAAAGAUUAUUCAUCUCUUGGAUAUUAUAGUUCAAUUCGUCCAGGAAUCAAGGUUGGUGAUCCCGUGGUAACAAAUUUGCGAGUACUCAAAUAUUCAGGAGCGCUGAUUCGAUAUAAGAACGGCUACUCGGAUGAUUUACAUGAUUUGCCCCGUCGAUCAAAACAGAAGGAUCCAGAUCCGUCAGAUGAACCACUAAUUCUCCACAAUUCUGCUAUUCCGAUCAAGGAAGAAAUUUGA
Molecule: messenger RNA, 465 nt
Organism: Lottia gigantea (owl limpet)
Lineage: Eukaryota; Metazoa; Mollusca; Gastropoda; Lottiidae
Exons: 1
Coding region: 1-465 (154 amino acids)
Source: RefSeq, a predicted model, not a curated record